Messenger RNA from Aplosporella prunicola CBS 121167, 1698 nucleotides. RefSeq lists its product as uncharacterized. NCBI's taxonomy places the organism in Eukaryota, Fungi, Ascomycota, Dothideomycetes, Botryosphaeriales, Aplosporellaceae. The record is from RefSeq and is a predicted model, not a curated record. Gene Ontology annotation, molecular function: ATP binding; lysine-tRNA ligase activity; tRNA binding. The transcript has 4 exons. Gene Ontology annotation, biological process: mitochondrial lysyl-tRNA aminoacylation. Gene Ontology annotation, cellular component: mitochondrion; cytoplasm. Bases 1 to 1698 code for a protein of 565 amino acids.
AUGAGCAGCGGCUGCCGCCUCCUCCGGCAAUGUCUGCAGCGCGCGCGUCCCGAGCGCGCCGGCGUCCGCGCGUACAGCGCCCUGCAACGGCGCGGGUUCGCGCACUCGGUUGCUAGGGCCGCCGCCGCCGCGCCACCCGCGCUGGACGUGACGCACGACUUCGAGAAGCGGUUGAAGCAGCUGGAACAGGCGGGCGACCUGGCGGGGUACUAUCCGCCGAACCCGCACAAGGCGGACCGCAUGACGGCGCAGGAGGUGCACGAGGCGUUCAAGGACCUGCAGAAUGACGAGGCGCGCAAGGACAUGACGGUGACUGUUUUUGGUACGGUGUCUUCCCGCCGCUCUUCGGGCUCCAAGCUAGUCUUCAUCGACCUGUAUGACCGCGGCCACACGGUGCAAGGGCUGUGCAACUUUGGAGUGCUGGAGCCGCAGGGCGUAGAGAAGUCCGACUUCAAGCGUUUCCAGAAGCUCGUACGCAAGGGCGACAUCUACGCCGUAACGGGAUAUCCCACCCGCACACCCAGCGGCGAGCUCUCCAUCGUCGCGACGGAGCUGCCGCGCUCCCUCGCCCCCUCCCUGCACCAGCUGCCCGAGGUGGUCGAGAGCCCCGAGACGCUGGCCCGCCAGCCGCACGUCGACUUCCUCGUGCAUCCCAGCCGAGCGGCGACGCAGCGUGUGCGCUCCGCCAUCGUCAGCGCAAUGCGCCGCUUCUUCGACCAGGACGGCUUCAUGGAGGUCAAUACGCCGCUGCUGACGGCGGGCGCGGCGGGCGCUGCUGCUCGCCCGUUUGAGACCAAGGCGAACGAGUUCCCGGAUGAUCCGCUGACGCUGCGGAUUGCACCGGAGCUGUUCCUGAAGCGGCUGGUGAUUGGGACGGGGGAGCGGCUGUAUGAGAUUGGCACGGUGUUUAGGAACGAGGGCAUCGACGCAACGCACAACCCCGAGUUCACCAUCUGCGAGUUCUAUGAGCCCUACGCAACGCUGGAAGCACUGAUCCAGCGCACCGAGACGCUCUUCUCCCUCCUGCACAGCACGGUGACGCAGCUCGCCUUAAGCAACAAAGUCGUGCGCGAAGCGCUCACGCCCACCUCCACCGACUUCAGCGCGCCCUUCAAGCGCCUCGAAUUCAUCCCGACCAUCGAAAGCGCCAUAAACCAGCGUCUGCCAGACCUCAGCGCACCCACCGCCUUCGCCGACCUGCAAGCGCUCUUCAAGGACCUGGCCCUCACGCCCCCCGCCGACGCGACGCUGCCGCGCCUGCUCGACGCCCUCGCAGAACAGUACAUCGAGCCGCUCUGCACCGCGCCGACGUUCAUCACGCACCACCCGGAGAUCAUGGCGCCGCUCGCAAAGUCCUACACGGAUCCCGUGUCCGGGCAAGUCGUGAGCCGCCGCGUCGAGCUGUUCAUCGCCGGCCGCGAGUACGUCAACGCGUACGAGGAGGAAAACUCGCCGUUUGCGCAGCGCCGCAAGUUCGAGGCACAGUUGGCCCAGCGCGAUGUCGAGGCAAGGGGGCUGCGCACCGUCGACGAGUCGUACCUCGAGGCCCUGGAGUGGGGUCUUCCUCCUACCGGCGGCUGGGGCUGCGGCGUCGAUCGGAUCGUUAUGCUGUUUGCGGGCGUGCAGAGGGUCGCGGAUGUGCAGCCUUUUGGCUCGUUGAGGAAUGUGGUUGCGUUGGGGAAGGGGCGGCCGAGUUAG